Messenger RNA from Mercurialis annua (annual mercury), 1523 nucleotides. RefSeq lists its product as uncharacterized. Bases 443 to 1321 code for a protein of 292 amino acids. The record is from RefSeq and is a predicted model, not a curated record. Gene Ontology annotation, biological process: RNA processing. Lineage: Eukaryota; Viridiplantae; Streptophyta; Magnoliopsida; Malpighiales; Euphorbiaceae. The transcript has 2 exons.
GUCUAAAAAGAAAUAGAGUCCAAAAUCAGUUAAAAAAAAAAUCUCAAAAGAAGACGUUUUAUCUGGGUACAUUUCUUGCUCUGGGGCUGCUGAUUUGAUAAAAACUAGGGAAUUGAUUAAACUUUUUCUUGUUUAUUGUAGCACAUUCUCGUCGUAAGUUUUUUUUAUGUUGUUCGCUUUCACAUGGCGUUCUUAUCUCAUGUGCUUGUAUUCUGUACACCAUAUGUUCGACUAAAUUACUAGGAGAAAAAACCCAGCAGAGAUUGCUCCUCCCCCCUUUAAUUUUGGGCCAGUUGAUCUCUCCACCACGUGACUUGUGCUGAUUGUCGUUGCUGCACCAAAUUCCCCGUGAUCGUGGUGGCUUUAUACCUGUAAAUCUGUUUCUCUAUGCACUCUGCAAAUUAUUAUGUUUUUUAGUGUGAAAUAAGAAGUUUUUGGAUUUAUGUACAGGUUGCAGCAAUUCAUAAACUUGAGCACAUUGAAAACCAUGGGCAAGAAGCGAGGCGUAAAAAUGUCACCAUACACACCAAUUACAUUAAGACAAGAAACAACAGGCAGAUUACAAACUCAAGGCACCAAUAAUGUUCGUGAUCCAAAACUCUUGAGACUCGAGCACUUGAAAAAUAUAGCAGCAUGGGCCAGCAGGGAACAUUCAAUCCCGUCCCCUCUGACCGCCACCUACGGACGCCAAUACGCUGCUGCAGCCGAAGCAUUGGGAAUCCCUCCAGACACUUCUUUAAUUCAGUGCGAGAGAUGUGAGACAGUUCUUGAGCCUGGUUUUAACUGCACAAUACGAAUUGAGAAGACUCGUGCAAAGUCGAGGAGCAGACGUAAGAAACCAAGUUGCAAGAAUAAUGUGGUUUACAAGUGCCACUUUUGUUCACACCGUAAUCUGAUGAGAGGCACUCCAAAAGGUUAUAUGAAAGAUAUAUGCCCAUCUAAGAGAAAGCAGAAGAGGUCAUACGAAGAGUCAGAACCUUCCAAGUCGAUUCCUGAGAACUCUGUCAGCUCGAAGAAGCUUGAUGAAUCAGCAACAAAGACAGAGAUGGCUAAAAUUGAUGAGAUAGCUAGUCCAGCUACUCCAUUCAUGAUAAAUGGAUCUAGUUUACUAGAUGCAAAGAGGAGAAAGAGAAACAGAUCGGGAUCUAAAAAGUCUGAGGAAUCUCAAGAUAACAAGGCUGCAAAAGAUGGUGAGGAAACUGUUAACGCAUCGAGUAAAAGGAAACGGAAAUCUUGGGCGAGCUUGAAGGAAAUGGCCGAGAGCAAUCAGCAGGGUGGCUCUGGAAAUGUUGCUAACUUGACAAUCCCCUUUUUCAUGUGAGUUCACCAAUGGAUAUAUGGCUUUUAAGAGAGUGAAAUAUUCACAAGUGGUUCUUGGAUGAUGUAACAUCAAAUUUUAGGGGAAGAGAGAGUGUAGGAUUAGGAAUUGCAGUUUAGUUUGCUCAUAGAAGAUUGAUAUGGUUUUUCUUUCACCAUUGGCUGUUCAGGAUUAUUUUUUCUUCAAUGAUUAUUUUGCUUCUGAA